AAUGAAUUAGUUUCUUUGAACUGAUGAGCAGUUGGUACCUGCCAUCAGUGUGUGAAUGUGAUAUGUAGUGUGAAACACUUUGAGUUGUCUGAAAGGCGCUAUACAAGUACAGUCCAUUUAUUUUCUUACAUUUCAAAUUUACAAAGUAUAAUGGUAAUUUGCCUGAAAAUUCUUGUAUGUAUUCAACAUACGAAAUUUAACAUCCUUUGUGUUUAUCAUCAUGAAAGCAUCAUCCUCACUAUGGUUGACGUUAGCUCCAAAGAUUUAAAUGUUAACCGGGUGCAAAUGUUAUUCAAAUUAACAUCUAUUAUCUAUUACAGAUAGAUAUUUAUUAUAAUGGCAUAAGCAACAUUUCUUUUAAUACACAGACUAAUAUAAGAGAGGAACUAGAUAUAAUUUAUUUAUGUUUUCUGAUGCUUUAAAAGUUUUGUUUACAUCAUUCAAUUUGUAAGCAUGGGAGUAAAACUAUAUUUCUAAAUUAUGCUUAGAUGACAAACACAAGUUAUUCUUCAUCUAGAAAGCAAACUUUAUGUGUAUAUAUCUGUAAUGUAUAAGAUCAAAACAGAGCUAAGGCUGGAAAUAACAAAAGGCCUUGGUGAAAUUGCAGCGUCCUUCACCUUCACUAUAACUACAUUGUUCAAUGUCAUAAACUGUUUUGCUGUUCUGUUUAAUGUUUGUACGUUCUAGCACAGCUGCCAUUCUUUAAAAAAAAGGUAAAAAAGAAAGAAAGCAGUGACAUGGUGAAAUAGCACAGCAGUGAGGGUUACUGUUUGGAACGACAAGCCUAUUUAUACACAGUGAUUAAUUAGAAUUAGCUUUAUUGGCCAAGUAUGUGUACACAUACAAGGAGUUUGACUCUGGUUUUACGUUGCUCUCAAUGUACUCACACAGUUCCAAGAACAAUUUAUAGGAAUGAAAGAAAUAGACAUACAGCUAAAAACAAAGACAACAAAGCUGAACAAUGAUAGGUAAACAUAAACAUAGAACUAUUAUGUAAAUAGGUGUAUAUAUAAAAAGCAACAAUGACCAAUAAUAUACUAUGUCUAUAUACAAGUCGAGUGUUUUUGUAAAUUGUAAACAAAUACAAAUAGUGCAAAGGAAUAAAUAAUACUGUGCAAAAUAAAGUAAAUAAAGCGCGCUACAGCUACAGCAUCACAGUUUAUUAUCUUUUCUUUAACUGGGUAGAAUGAAACUCGCCCAUCUACUAUUAAGACUGCAUUCUUUGAGUGUGAGGACUGUUGGUGGUUGCUGGUUUGAUUCCCCCUUGCUACACAAAAUCUGCACUUUGAUCACAUAUUUAAUGUUUUAAAUACGUAUCAGUGAUGACUGUAUGUUCUGUCUCACAGAACUGUGUUCGACAUAAACACUCAUCUGAAAUGACCUCGAGAAAGAAAUCCUAUCUGUUGUUUUGGAGUACAGCGUCUCCAGGUCUACAGUAUCUGUCUGUGUCUCUCACACACACUCAUUCUUUAAGAGAGACACAAAGAGAGAUACAGUGAAAGUUUUGGGAAUUGAAGGACAAGUCAAGCACUGUGCUCCAUGAAUAAUUUAGGAAUCAGUCAUGUUGCUAUGGCAACUAGACCAGGGGGGUGUCUUAAGACUGCACUCUUGGAGGCAGACGUGAGUCAGCAGGACAGGCAGACGGAGCAGGACAGAAUAAACAAGCUUCAUCACAAAUCCCAGGACAAUUUUCUCCAUGUACAUCAAAUUUUGUCGCAGCUAUGGCGAAGAUAAAAAAGACGAAGCCAGUGCAAACUUGUCACCCAAGUCCAAGUUAUCUGUUGAACUGGAGGGGGGAAAAGGCAAACAGACUGAGGGAAACAUCCGUCUGUACCGUGCUGUGUGUUUAUUCCUCACAAUAAUCAGCCUGGUCCUGCUGCUGGUCGUCAUAAUCCUCAGUGUGAAACUCCAAACUGGAUCCACGGUCUGCCCGGAGAGAGCGGAAAUAGCAGCAGACAGCAGGCAAAAUCCUUCAUUUGCUCCAACGUGCAACUACGAGAAGUGCCAGGCUCACUUCAACAACAUUCAACCCCAAUAUCUCGGCUGUCAGCAGUGCGCUGAUGGGUGGCUGACCUUUGGCCGAUCAUGUUUUUUCCUGUCCACCUUCAGGCUGAGCUGGGAUGAGAGCCAGAGGAACUGCAGCGCUAGAGGAGGAUCUCUGGCUGUUAUUACCAGCCAGAGGGUUCAGCGUUUUCUGACUAAGGAGGGGAAAAUGAAAUACUGGAUCGGGCUGAAAAACAAAGGCGAAACAUGGACCUGGGUCAACAACACUGUGCUGCAAGAGAGCUAUUGGGCAGACGUUAUGUUAGAAGGGGAUUGUGGGAUCCUCAGCAGUGGAAACCCACCUGAGAAGAACUGGAUCACAGCUUCUUGCCAAGCCUACACCUACUUCAUCUGUCAGCUGCAGAUGCAACACAGUCCUUUUUAACAGAAUAAUGAGAAAACCAAAAUUCUGUCAACAAGCAUUCACUCCUCAAUAACAUUUCAAAUUAUUUCUACUUCCACUUCACACUUCAAUCAGUACCAUGUAUCCAGCAAAGAAAGAUGAAGCUUCUUAGAUAUAAGUUUUAUGACUGUUUAGUCAGAUUAUUUUCUUGUAGCAUUGUGUUGCCUAAUUUGUAGUCCGUUAUGCCUAUGAGCACUUUUAAGCACUAAUCAGGGUACCUUACUGUUAGAUACUGUAUGAUUCCUUAUAUUGCUGUCUGACUUUUUCCACAAAUGAAGACCAACAAAUUUGUUCCAAUAAGGUUUUAUUCUCUUAUAAAAAUGUUCAUGCAACUCAGCAGUGGAAACCCACUUGAGAAGAAAUGGAUCACAGCUUCUUGCCAAGCCUACACCUACUUUGUCUAUCAGCUGCAGAUGCAACACCGUCUUUUUUAACAGAAUAAUGAAAAAAAACAAAAUUCUGUCAACAAGCAUUCACUCCUCAAUAACAUUUCAAAUUAUUUCUAUUUCCACUUCAUACUUCAAUCAGUACCAUGUCUCCAGCAAAGAAAGAUGAAGCUUCUUAGAUAUAAGUUUUAUGGCUGUUUAGUCAGAUUAUUUUCUUGUAGCAUUGUGUUGCCUAAUUUGUAGUCCGUUAUGCCUAUGAGCACUUUUAAGCACUAAUCAGGGUACCUCACUGUUAGAUACUGUAUGAUUCCUUAUAUUGCUGUCUGACUUUUUCCACAAAUGAAGACCAAUAAAUUUGUUUCAACAAGA
Messenger RNA from Siniperca chuatsi (mandarin fish), 3201 nucleotides. RefSeq lists its product as uncharacterized. The coding region runs from base 1697 to 2428 and encodes 243 amino acids. The record is from RefSeq and is a predicted model, not a curated record. The transcript has 6 exons. Lineage: Eukaryota; Metazoa; Chordata; Actinopteri; Centrarchiformes; Sinipercidae.